Bursaphelenchus okinawaensis is the source of this 4565-nucleotide messenger RNA. Lineage: Eukaryota; Metazoa; Nematoda; Chromadorea; Rhabditida; Aphelenchoididae. The record is from the annotation of a GenBank genome assembly.
AUGAGACACAGAAAUUGGGCCGAUCUCGGCCCUAUAUUACCGAGUAGGACUAGAACGGGUUCAUGUAAAUUAUUAUUAGUUGUACUUCUCACUGCAUUAACUCUUGCCCACGCAGAUGAAAAAAAUCAAACAAAAAUUGAAGUAAGUUUGCAUUGAGUAUAGUUGAAGAUGUUUUUUGUAUUGAUAAGCAUAAAAAAAAUUUUUAAUUUUUUUUAUCUACAGUAUCUUUAUAAUGAAUGAACUUUUUUUGUCACAAUACAAACCACUAACACUACUCCACCUUCAGGAAGCGUUAAAACCACAUAACGACUCAGCAACAGAGUCGGAAAAGCCUUCAGAAUCCCACAGGUUUCACUCUCUACUCAAUAUUCUGAAGCCGAACCGAAGUAAACGACAAUGUUGUGCAUCAUGUACUCCAGGUCCGUUUGGAGCCUUCAAUUGUCCACAAGGUUGUAACGGAUGCCCACUACCACCUUCAGUGAUUCUUCAACCACCAAUUGGGGACCUACCUCCACCACAACAAUCUCCAUGUGUUCAGCAAUGUCAGCCCUUAUGUCUACCACAAUGUAUACGAAGAUUCUUGCUGAUACCGUUGGAUGGGAUUGGUGGAGCUGGUAUCAUUACUGAUCCACUUGGAGGCUUGCUGGGCGGAGGUCUGGGCGGCUUAGGUGGUCUGGGAGGUUUGGGUGGACUAGGAGGUCUAGGCAUUGGCCUGCCAGGCGGCUGCAUCGGUGGAGGAUGUGGCGGCGGGUGUUUAGGAGGAGGAUGCAUUGGGUAAGCCUUUUAAAAAAUGACUAUGAUGUUGUUCAAAUAAUCCUGUGCGGGGUUAAGAGCACAGAAUUAAUUAAACAAGCUAAUAUUUUAAUUUUAUCCAAGAGUAACGACUAGUUUUGCAGCAUCUUAACACUGUUAUUUUAGCGGAGGAAACCAAGUUGUUGUUGUUGGUCCAAACGGAAUCGGUGGGCCAAACAUUCCCUCUCCAAUUAAUCCAUUUGGCCCCAUCACUUGUCCAGUGCCAUGUAUGCCAGAUUGUAGGAAAGAAUGUGUUCAAACUCUAGUGGUCCAUAUUCGGCCGAACGGCGGUUGCAAUGGCUGUUCUGGCAAUGGUAAGUUAUAUUAUUCAUCAAGCAAUAAUCAGUAUUGUGCUAAACUACUUAACAAAGCUAUGCCUUGAUAAGCGCUAACUAAUGCUUUAAUGCUUCUGCAGGUUGUAACGGCUGCCGUCCUUUCCCCCCGGGCGUGCCGUUCCCUCCAGGUGGUCCUUUCCCACCAGGUGGCCCAAUACCACUUCCACCACCUCCGCAACCAAUAGUACCGAUACCGCCACCAUUACCACCUCCAAGAAUUAUUGAACCGCCGCCGCUACCUUUACCACCCCCACCACCACCGCCUCCUCCGCCACCGCCGAGAAUUGUGAUUCCUCCGCCGACGUUACCACCACCACCCCCACCGCAAAUCAUUCUACCGCCGGCGCCACCUCCACCACAGCCAAAUAUUAUAGUCCAGCCUCCGCCAACCAACAUCAUUUAUCCACCUCCUCCACCACAGCCCAACUCUCAGGUCGUCAUCAUCAACGGCCAAAGAAUUGUGUGUCCCGAAAGCUGUCGACCUGACUGUAACAACAACUGUCUACAGAAAAUAAUAUUGCCUGGACCGAACCCAAUCAUUCCAAAUGGCCCUAUACCUAAUGGCAUUUGUUUACCUGGCUGUCGACCAGACUGUUCCUCUUCUUGUAUCAACAAGUGUAUUGGCUGUGGUAUCAAUGGAAUCCCCGGCAUUGGCUGUCCCGACUGGUGCGGCGGCGGUCUUACAGUACUACCGAAUGGUCUGCCAUGUGUGGGGCCAUGCCAGCCUAGCUGCUCAUUACGCUGCAUCCAAGCUUACUUACUUUCAGUUCAGCCAAUUACCAUUUGCUUGCCGGGUUGUCGGCCGCUUUGUACACCGCAAUGCAUCCAACGAUGCAAUGCGUGCAAUAACGGUGGCAACUGUCCUAGCUAUUGCCAAGCGCCUCCGAUUAUCGGGCCAGCUUCGCCGUUUGACUACGGUCCAGAUCCUAGUUUCAUACCUCAAGGUCCCGCUAUUCCAGCUGGUCCACCGGUCUUUUUCGACGGCUGUGCACCAGGAUGUCGUCCUCAAUGUGCUCAAGGUUGUGUAUCACAGUGUAAUAAUUGUCUGAACAAUGGAGGUCAAUGUCCAUCAUUUUGUGGUAUCCCCCGAGGUCCUCAGUUCUUGCCACCACCACCACCGCCAGCACCAUUCCCGUCGCCUUGCCCAUCGCUGUGUCAACCGGCAUGUCAACCUAGUUGUAUUUGUAAUAAUUGCGCAAAUGGUGCGUACAAUUUUAAUCCAGUGUUAAAUCAGCAAUACAGUAGGUCGAAAAAAGGGUUCUAGGUAUUCUUUUAAAAUAUAAUAACUACAUAAUGUAGCUAACAAUAUAAUUUUAGGUCCAUGCCAACAAUUCUGUACACCAUCUAUAGCUCCAGAACCACCGAUUGCCAUGCCCAUCCAACCACCGCCAGCCCCGCCCCUCCCAGCACCAUGCUUCCCUGGAUGUAGACCAGCUUGUGAUGCCCAAUGUAUCGAUCAAUGUCAAGGAUGUAGUGCACUUAACGGAGGAUGCCCAGGGUUCUGUACUCAAGCUCCUCCGUUCUACACCGUACCAGCAGCACCAUUACCUCCACCUGUUCCACAGUUCGGGCCGAUUGACCAAGGAUGUUUCCCAGGCUGUGCACCAGCUUGUCAACCAUCUUGUGUCCAAGCUUGUUCUCAAUGUGGUUACCCUAGCCAAGGGUGUCCCUCAUUCUGUGGUCCUCUAUCUCCUCCACCACCUCCUAUACCAGUUGGACCACCUGCUUAUUCGCAGCCAUUCUAUGGGCCAGGUCAACAAUGUAUUCCAGCUUGUCAACCACAAUGCACACCAUCUUGUGUACAACAAUGUGACCCAUGUGCUCGAGGAGGACCAUGCCCAUCGAUUUGUACUGGACUACCACCACCAAUAGUCCACGUACCACCGCCAGAUAAUUGUUUCCCUGGCUGUAGACCAGCUUGUGAACCGUCUUGUACCCAGGCAUGUUCAUCAUGUAUUUCUGGUGGUGCUUGUCCUGGAUAUUGCGGUUAUGCGCCACCUCCACUGCCACCAAUAACUCCAAUACAACCAUUAUAUGCUUGUCCAAGUGCAUGUCAACCUCAAUGUUCGGCUCAAUGCAUUCAAACAACAUGUAGCCCAUGUCAACAAGCUGCCGCACCUUGUCCUUGUCUUCCAGCAGCUCCACCAACAAUUCUUCCACCACCUCCACCGCCGCCGCCCCCUCCAUCCCCUGCCUGCGCUCCAGAAUGUCAACCUCAAUGUCUUCCAACUUGUAUUCCACAGGUACCGUCUCAAUACGGUUUCAACAGCAUCGGUUAUUCACCAUUUCAGGUGCCACCUUCUGCCUUGCCUCCAAUUGUAGGCCCACAAAUACCUCCAACCACAUCGUAUUUGGCCCCAGGAUGUCCACCAACAUGUCAACCAGCUUGUCUGCCAGCCUGUAUUCAAGCAUCUGCUCCAUUACCACCACCACCUCCUCCGCCGCCACCUCCACCACAAUGCACUCCAGAAUGCCAACCAGCCUGUCUACCACAAUGUGUUAACCAUUGUGAAGUACCACCGUGUCCUCCACCUGCACCACUUCCACCACCACCCCCUCCACCAGUUCUCGAGCCUAUUCCUUCACCCCUUCCUCCUCCCGGUCCUCUGCCAUCACCAAUCCCUCCACGACCCAUGAUCCCACUCUUUCUGCCAUCUCCAGUACAACCACCACCAGUAGGACCAGGGUGUAUCCCAUCUUGCCAACCUGCAUGCGAUUCCCAAUGUGUUCAGUCUUAUCUCGUCACAAUUCAGAGCAUUUGUCCACCAACUUGUCGACCUCAAUGUGAAGGAGUUUGUGUGGAACGACAUGGUAUGUGAGGAAAAUUUACCUAAAAAUAGUUUAGCAACAUUAAAAAGGCUUACCUUAAAGAUGAACACAAAAAUCACCUAAAACAAGAUAAAAAAACAUGUAAACCAUCUUACUUUCAGCCCCGUUCACGGCGCCUUGUGUAGCAGGUCCAACACCGUGCCAAUGUGCUCCAGGAUAUUCGCAAUGUGGGCCAGGAAUCUGUUGCUUAAGGUAUAAAAACAUGCUCAGACGUUUCAGUCAACUUGGAAGUCAUACCAGUGUGAAAGGCGAAGAUAAAACAAAGCCAAAUCCAACACCAACAGCUUCAACAACGACUAAAGCAGAAACGACGGUAUGAGUAACACAAUCAGAAGUCAUUUUAGACACAAAAAUUUAGUUUUACAAUUAAAAAAUAUGGUUUUUAGGUAUAAAAAACCUGGUUUUGGGUAUAAAUAUAGUUCCGAACCUAAAAUAAUAUAAAUUUACAGCACUUUUGAGUCAAACGAACGUUUUCAUUUUAAAUUUCAGACCGAUGUGCAUCAGAGAUGGCCACACAAACUUGGAAAACGGUCGAAAUCACCGGCCAAAAAGACAGAAACAACAAAAACGACCAAAGAUGAAAAUACGAUGAGCAACAGCUCGGAUUAA